This is a messenger RNA of Leptonychotes weddellii (Weddell seal), 339 nucleotides long. The record is from RefSeq and is a predicted model, not a curated record. NCBI's taxonomy places the organism in Eukaryota, Metazoa, Chordata, Mammalia, Carnivora, Phocidae.
AUGACGACCGCAGGGCCGGCGGGGCGACCGCAGCCUGCCGAGAACAUGAAGAGUUGGUGUCUGUGUCAGAUCUGCACCUGCGGGCGACAUCACUGUCCACAUGGAACCACAAGGAUUUAUGAAAAUUCUGGCAUAUCUUGCCCCACCACUGAAUAUUUGGAAAAAUAUCCUACCUAUGGCAAUGUUCUUCCACCUCAGAGUCUGAAACCCAAGCAAGAAUUUCAAGCAUGCCGUGGUAAAAUGGAAGGAAUAACAACAUUUAAGUAAAUAUUAAGAAACUAACUGCUUUACUUACUUCUCUCCCAACUCUUCUGGUCUUAAUAAAGUUUUUUAACUAUU